UUCCCGGCAUGCCUCAGGACAGGCUUUCGGUUGCGCAGGAAGGAAGUUGAGAAACUGUCGGGCUGGAGCGGCGGCGGUGCCCGAGUGACGGGCUGCACUACCUUAAGCGUGGUCAUGUUUCUCCAGUAUUUCUUGAACGAGCAGGGAGAUCGGGUGUAUACGCUGAAGAAAUUUGACCCGAUGGGACAACAGACUUGCUCAGCCCAUCCUGCUCGGUUCUCCCCGGACGACAAAUACUCGCGACACCGAAUCACCAUCAAGAAGCGCUUCAAGGUGCUCAUGACCCAGCUGCCGCGCCCGGUCCUCUGAGGGUUCCUUCAAAGUCCUGUCUCGUCUGCCUCCUGCUACCCUUCGGAGACUCCGUAACCAAACGUCAAUCCGUGAGCCAAGAAGCCUUCUUACCACCCCGGGUCUUUGGAAGCCAGUCUCUUCAUUGCCUUUGAUAAUGCUUGUGUGAGGCAGUCAUGGUGGCAUCCCCAUUAAAGGGAACAAGUUUGACUUCAUAUUUUGAAUUAUUGCCAGGUUAUUAAAGAUAAAAUAACUCGAAA
Heterocephalus glaber (naked mole-rat) is the source of this 548-nucleotide messenger RNA. RefSeq names its product NOP10 ribonucleoprotein (gene Nop10). The record is from RefSeq and is a predicted model, not a curated record. Gene Ontology annotation, biological process: rRNA pseudouridine synthesis; snRNA pseudouridine synthesis; positive regulation of telomerase RNA localization to Cajal body. Lineage: Eukaryota; Metazoa; Chordata; Mammalia; Rodentia; Bathyergidae. Gene Ontology annotation, cellular component: box H/ACA snoRNP complex. Gene Ontology annotation, molecular function: telomerase RNA binding; snoRNA binding.